Messenger RNA from Alnus glutinosa, 2475 nucleotides. RefSeq lists its product as uncharacterized. The transcript is spliced from 5 exons. The record is from RefSeq and is a predicted model, not a curated record. Bases 287 to 2143 code for a protein of 618 amino acids. NCBI's taxonomy places the organism in Eukaryota, Viridiplantae, Streptophyta, Magnoliopsida, Fagales, Betulaceae.
CCUCUUCUUUUGUUCUUCAACUUCUUCUCGCCGAGUCGAGAUACACAGAGCGAGAUCGAGAGACUGAGGAGACUGAGGAGAUCGGGAAUCUGUUGAAGAGAGAGAGAUCGAGAGACUGAGGAGUGAGGAGAUCGGGAAUCUGUUGAUUCUCUGUUGAGUUGCGCCGCCCCCAGUCUCCCAUCCCAGCAUCGGCUCACCUAGUCACCUCCCCGCACGGCACGCACGGUCCGGCACAGAGCAGCAGCAGCCAGCGCCCAGCAGGCCACAGCAGCUUGAUACACUUUUGAUGUUUCGAAAUAUAAGUAGAGUCGCACAUUCUAUCCUUAGAAACCAGAGGAGCGGCCAUCCAGAGGUACGCAAGUAUGGGGGUGUUGUUAUGGUUGGGCUACAUCUGCCCCGAUGCUCGUAUUAUAGCUUUUCAAGUAGGGGGAAUGCUUCAUUAUCGUUGUACAACACCAAGAAGAGUUUUGUCCACAGUUGUUUUUCUAGGAAUUUCUCUGCCAGUAUAGUGACGAAUAAUGCCCAAGUUGCUUGGAAAAAGCUUUACCAAAAAUAUUCUUCCAGUGGUCAUUCAUUUCCCCCCAUUAAUAGGAUUGCUCAAGCGGUGAGCUUGGCGCUGGCACGCUCUCAUGUGAUGGUUCCUGGUAUUUUUGCUUUCACAUGUGGACAGCUUGCAUGGGCACAAAGAACGUUUCCAGACUUGGAUCACCCCCUUUCACAAAAUGCUUUGUAUAUGCGUGCACAAGAUGGGCAUGCUUAUAUGACCUCAUUGCUGUUCUCAGUAGUAGAAGCUGUAGUCUUGUUACUGAGAGCUCUCUAUCUAGCGAUUUUGUUUUCACCCAGCAUCAUGAUGGCACCAUUUGCAGAUUGCUUUGGAGUUCAGUUUAGGAAAAUGUGGCUUCAGGUUGUUCAUCGGACGCUUGAAAAAGCAGGUCCUGCAUUCAUAAAAUGGGGUCAAUGGGCAGCUACACGACCAGAUCUUUUCCCUAGAGAUUUAUGUACCAAGCUUUCAGAGCUUCACACCAAAGCUCCUGAGCACAGCUUUGCAUACUCAAAGAAAACUAUAGAAAGAGCAUUUGGCCGCAAGCUCUCUGAAAUAUUUGAUAAUUUUGAAGAGGCACCUGUAGCAUCUGGAAGUAUUGCUCAAGUGCAUCGGGCUUCUUUGAGAUUUCGAUACCCUGGUCAACAGGUGAAACCCAUAGUAGUUGCUGUAAAGGUUAGACAUCCUGGUGUUGGUGAAUCAAUCAGGAGGGAUUUUGUGAUAAUCAAUUCAGUAGCAAAAAUUUCAAAUUUCAUUCCUACUCUGAAGUGGUUGAGAUUGGAUGAAAGUGUACAGCAGUUUGCAGUUUUUAUGAUGUCUCAAGUUGACCUUGCAAGGGAAGCUGCUCAUUUGAGCCGCUUUAUUUAUAAUUUCCGUCAAUGGAAGAAUGUUUCAUUCCCUAAGCCAGUGUAUCCACUUGUGCAUCCUGCUGUCUUAGUUGAAACUUAUGAGCAAGGGGAAAGUGUCUCACACUAUGUCGAUGAGCUUCAAGGACAUGAAAGGCUUAAAUCUGCGCUUGCUCAUAUCGGGACUCAUGCACUUUUAAAGAUGCUUCUGGUGGACAACUUUAUUCAUGCAGAUAUGCAUCCUGGAAAUAUCCUUGUCCGGGUGUCUCAAAGCAAGUCUCCUCGAAAACGGCUCUUCAAAUCAAAGCCUCAUGUCAUUUUCCUUGAUGUAGGCAUGACUGCUGAACUUUCUGGAAGUGAUAGAGUAAAUUUGGUGGAUUUUUUUAAGGCUGUUGCCCGUCGAGAUGGUCGCACUGCAGCCGAGUGCACACUUAGAUUAUCAAAGCAACAAAACUGCCCAAACCCAAAGGCUUUUAUUGAGGAAGUGGAAGAGGCAUUCACUUUCUGGGGUACUCCAGAAGGUGAUCUGGUCCAUCCUGCUGAGUGCAUGCAGCAAUUGCUUGAGAAAGUUAGACGUCAUAGAGUCAACGUCGAUGGCAAUGUCUGUACUGUGUUGGUCACAACAUUGGUUCUCGAGGGUUGGCAGCAGAAGCUUGAUCCUUCAUACGAUGUGAUGCAGACACUGCAAACGCUUCUUCUCAAAGCUGACUGGGCAAAGUCUCUUUCCUACACAAUUGAAGGGCUGAUGGCUCCAUAACAAGGUUACAAGGUUCUGGUUCUUGUAUCUUGAUGCUCCUGUGAAACAAUUUUGAAUAUGCGGAAACCAAAAAUUAUACCAUUCCUAAGAAAUUACGAGUGUCUUAGGUCUGUUUUUUUUUUUUUUUUUUUUUUUUUUUUUUUUUUUUUUCUCUUCCCCUAUUUUUGAAAAAAUUUUGCUUUCACCGAUUCGUUUUGUGAAGGUGUUAUCCUUCUGUAUCUACCUUGUUAUUUCCACCAAUCACUACUGUUGACUCAAGCCUCACAAUUGACUGGCAAAAACAGCAAAAAGGAGUAAUAUAGAGAAAAUAAAAUUGUUGUGCAAUUCUUUCA